AACAAUCGAGCUUUCUUAUUCCGAUUUAGUCGCUCCGAUCGUUGUCCUCCCGCUUCCGUUUAGUCCGACAUCGUUCCGACGACUUCUGACCGUGACAUCGGCGAAGUGACUUCAAUACAACUAUUGGACUUGGUUUGCUAGCAAUGGAGAAAGGAGCACCUCCUAGCAUCUUUGUGAAUGAUGGGUCAUUCAUGGAAAGAUUCAGACAGCUUCAACAGGAGAAAGAUAAAGACAAGGACAAGGUUGCCCCUGUUGAGGAUUCUAAGCCUGUGAAGAUAAUAUCUGGGAUUUCAAAUCCCAAACCUUCUGCUAGUAAAAUUUCCAUUGGAUUAAAGACCAAUGAUGCCCAGAAGAAAGGUGGGAAGCUUGCUUUCAGCUUGAAGCAAAAGUCUAAGCUUCUUGCGCCUCCUAUAAAGCUUGGUACAGAAGAUGAUGAGGAUGAGGAGGAUUCAAAAAAUGAUCAAGGCUUUGGAUCUGCCAAGCGUCAAAAGCUAGAUCAGAGAGACACGCCUGUAAAGUCAGCAAAAGUAUCUGAUGUUGCACCACUUCCACCCAGUGAUCCUACUGUGAAGAAAGUUGCUGAUAAACUAGCAAGUUUUGUUGCUAAGCAUGGAAGGCCAUUUGAGCAUAUUACACGGCAAAAGAAUCCUGGGGAGACACCAUUUAAAUUUCUUUUUGACGAGAACUGUGCGGACUACAAGUACUAUAUAUUCAGGCUGUCUGAAGAGGAAAAAUCAGUUUCACAAACCAAGGAAUCUGGUGUACUUCACAGUGGUGAUGCAGGCCCGCGAACAUCCACAGCAGCAAUGACUUUGCAAAAGCCAGCUCAUCAACAAGCAGGUUAUCAGAUUCCUGCCUCAGCCCUCUAUGAUGCUCCUGAUGAACCUGGAGCUUCUUCUAGAUCUGCUCAGGCAACAAUUACAAGACCCAGCAACAGUGACUCCUCUAGUGGGCCGAGGGGUGCAGACCCUAUAUCAAUGAUGGAGUUUUACAUGAAGAAGGCUGCCCAAGAGGAGAAAAUGAGACGUCCUAGGCAGUCAAAAGAUGAAAUGCCCCCACCAGCUUCACUUCAAGGCCCAUCUGAAACUCCCUCCACAGACCCUGGAAAGAGAGGUCAUCACAUGGGUGACUAUAUCCCUCUCGAGGAGUUGGAUAAGUUCCUUGCAAAGUGUAACGAUGCAGCUGCACAAAAAGCCACAAAGGAGGCUGCUGAGAAGGCCAAGAUCCAAGCAGAUAAUGUUGGACAUAAGCUCUUGUCGAAAAUGGGUUGGAAAGAAGGUGAAGGUAUAGGAAGCUCCAGAAAGGGGAUGGCAGACCCUAUUAUGGCAGGAGAUAUAAAGACAAACAACUUGGGAGUUGGGGCUUCUGCUCCUGGAGAAGUUAAGCCUGAGGAUGAUAUAUACGAGCAGUACAAGAAGCGAAUGAUGCUGGGUUACAAACACAGACCCAAUCCACUGGGAAAUCCCAGGAAGGCGUAUUACUAAGGAUCAAUCAACAUGCUGCGCACAAUUAUUACCUAUCUCUCACCUCAGCACUGGCUGAGCUUUUGUUUUUCUAUUAAAAAGAAUGUUCAAGUUUUUUAGAUUUCUGACUGAUAAUUUGAAGUGUUGGUAUGGAUUGAACUUGCGUUUCAGUGUGCAAAUAGAUCUCGUUGACAGAAAUAUCAGUUGAAAUACAAUGGAUCUAUUAUUGGA
This is a messenger RNA of Capsella rubella, 1694 nucleotides long. Its product is annotated as SURP and G-patch domain-containing protein 1-like protein. Gene Ontology annotation, cellular component: nucleoplasm. Gene Ontology annotation, biological process: RNA processing. Gene Ontology annotation, molecular function: RNA binding. NCBI's taxonomy places the organism in Eukaryota, Viridiplantae, Streptophyta, Magnoliopsida, Brassicales, Brassicaceae. The record is from RefSeq and is a predicted model, not a curated record. Bases 144 to 1484 code for a protein of 446 amino acids. The transcript has 9 exons.